AGGAGCGGAGCUGGCGCUGGCGCGUCCUGGCAUGUGAUCCCUCUUCAGAUUGAUCAGUCACCUCGGCGCUGCAGCCUCUCACUGAACUUUCCAUGCUGUUGACAGUCCAAUGGACAGCACUUAGGAGGUUCGCCCGGACCGUAAAACCCGCUCCCGCUCAUCAGUGCGCUGCGCUCCGCCUCUCCACCGUUGGCUCUCCAGGUUCAGAGGGACUCACGCGGGUCGGGGUUUUGGCACCGACUCUCCCGUACACAUGGAGGGAGACGUUAUAGACAAAGUGGAGGCCACGGCGACGGUCCGCGAUUUCGAUCCCAUUAGUGGGAGCAUCCCGGCCACUAAAGUGGAGAUCACCGUAUCAUGCAGGAACCUCUUGGACCGAGACACUUUUACCAAAUCUGACCCAAUGGUUGUGUUGUACACCCAGGGCGUGGAGUCCAAGCAGUGGAGAGAGUUUGGCAGAACAGAGGUAAUCGACAACACACUCAACCCGGACUUUGUCAGGAAAUUCAUCCUGGACUACUUCUUUGAGGAGAAGCAGAACCUGCGCUUCGAUGUGUACGAUAUUGACUCUAAAAGUCCAGAUCUGACAAAGCACCCGCCCGACUUUAACGACUUCCUGGGCCAGGUCCACUGUACGCUGGGAGAGAUCGUGGGCUCACCUGCCAGUCGCCUGGAGAAACCUUUGGGUGGCAUACCUGGGAAGAAAUGUGGGACCAUUAUCUUGUCAGCUGAGGAGUUGGGCAACUGCAGGGAUUACUCCACCAUGCAAUUCUGUGCCAACAAACUGGAUAAAAAGGACUUCUUUGGAAAGUCAGAUCCCUUCAUGGUCUUCUACAGAAGCAAUGAGGAUGGCACGUUCACCAUCUGCCACAAGACUGAGGUGGUGAAGAACACAUUGAAUCCUGUGUGGCAACCUUUCUCCAUCCCUGUCAGAGGUCUCUGCAACGGAGACUAUGACAGGACAAUCAAAGUGGAAGUGUAUGACUGGGACAGGGAUGGAAGCCAUGAUUUCAUUGGUGAAUUCACCACCAGCUACAAAGACUUGUGUCGGGGUCAGAAUCAGUUAAACAUCUAUGAGGUGAUGAAUCCCAAGAAGAAAAUAAAGAAAAAGAGAUACGUCAACUCUGGGACAGUUUCCCUGUUGUCAUUCAACGUGGAGUCAGAGCACACCUUCCUGGAUUACAUCAAAGGAGGGACUCAGAUUCACUUCACAGUGGCCAUUGAUUUUACUGCAUCCAAUGGAAAUCCGUCCCAGUCCACUUCACUCCACUACAUGAACCCAUACCAGAUGAAUGCCUAUGCCAUGGCCCUGAAGGCCGUAGGAGAGAUCAUCCAGGACUAUGACAGUGAUAAGAUGUUCCCUGCACUGGGCUUCGGUGCUAAGCUGCCUCCUGAUGGCAGGGUCUCCCACGAGUUCCCUCUGAACGGCAACAUAGAGAACCCGUACUGUAACGGCAUGGAAGGGAUUCUUGAAGCGUACCAUCAAAGCCUUAAGACGGUUCAGCUGUAUGGACCCACCAACUUUGCACCUGUUGUGAAUCAUGUGGCAAGAUAUGCUGCAGCGGUUCAAGAUGGAUCUCAAUAUUUUGUCCUGCUCAUAAUCACUGAUGGUGUCAUAUCAGAUAUGGCUCAGACCAAGGAAGCCAUAGUGAACGCAGCCAAACUUCCCAUGUCUAUCAUCAUUGUUGGAGUUGGUCAAGCUGAGUUUGAUGCCAUGGUGGAGCUUGAUGGUGAUGACAUCAGGAUCUCCUCAAGAGGGAAGUUGGCAGAAAGAGACAUUGUACAGUUCGUACCGUUCAGAGACUACAUGGACCGCACAGGGAACCAUGUACUGAGCAUGGCGAGGCUGGCAAAAGACGUUCUAGCUGAGAUCCCUGACCAGCUCAUCUCCUACAUGAAGAGCAGAGGUAUUAAACCCAACCCUGUCCCACCACCUUACUCACCUGUUGACCACUCCCCAACCAACCCUGUCUGAGUCCCACGCUCCACUCUGGGUCGGUGUGGGACACGGUCGGGGUUGGUUGGUUGAUUGAUUGAUUGUUUGAGUGAUUGAUUGAUUGAUUGAUUGGAAACUGCUUCCCUCCCUUGAGGGAGAAUUGGAAUCAUGUUCGAGGCCCUUUCAUGAAUAUUUUUAAGGCUAGAUAAAAUGAAGAUAAGACUCCAUUUUGUUUUGGAGCAUUGAGACUGUUCUAGGGGAACCUGCUGAUGAUGAGAGAGGGUUGUUUUUCUCUGACAGUUGAGAGGAGACCGAUAAUGACGGAGGUUUUAGUCGUUUGCUGUCAAACCUGUCAAAGUGGUGAUGUAAUGGAUAGUAAACCUGACUGAAGGCAUACAUAUAUUAGGAUGUGCCAGUGUGUAUCAUGUUUGUGAUACCGUUUGGAGUUGAUGUGUGUUAAACUAGGAGAUAAUGUGUGUAUUUAUUCAUUGCAGAAAUAAUGUAUUCCUUUAAAGAGGUUUAAAAGCGUGGGGGAUUAAAGUAAUAUUUCCCCUGUAGUUUUCCAUCUUAUAUUUUGUGACCAGUGUAAUUAAGAAAAAUAAACAUUUCUACUUUGAUAAGGACUGUAAUAUAAAAGCAUGUGAUAAUAACCUAUUCUGCAGUUUAGGAAACAUUUUCUCUGAUGGGUAAUUUUUGAUUGCCAGCUGUAAUGUAGAAGACCUGCUGUGAGCUGUUUCCAUACUAAUUUACAAGCGCCAUGUCUUGUAUGUAUUUGUAAUAUUUAUAUCAGAAUGCACUAAUUAUUGUCCAAAUAAAAAGCACAACAGUUACAAUGUGAAUAAGCUGAAAAGUGACAGAAAAACUACCACAAUGAAAAUAAUGGAAAGGAUCCCACAUCCUAUUUUUUCAAAGUAGCUUGAACAUUGUCUUCCGACAUUAUUUUACCCAGAUUACGAUGGGUAUAUAUACAAUGGCGGUAUAUUUAGACAUAUUCUAUCAUACUAAUGUAUCAUAAUGCAUUCAUAAGAGAAAUCUGUAUGUUUACAGAGAAAGAUUAACUAUUCAAAGCACACACACACACCGUCCUUGUUAGUAUGCACCCAUGCUGCCAAAUCUCAUUUGUUAUCUUGCUGUUUGAGUUUCUUUCCAUUAUGUUUGUUGUGGUUGCAGUUUAUCAACUGGGAUAUUGGUUUUAAAGGACCCUAUAAAUAGUCUUUUGAAAGACUGAUGUCAGCAAACACCUUCCACUUUUCUGCUUGGUAAAUUGAUUUGUUUUCCGAGAAAGAAAACCAAACAAUCAUAAAACCUGCAGAAAAGUAUGAGAUAUUUGGGAUUUGUAUGUUUUUCUUCAUCAAGAAAUAUUAAGUGAGUGAUUGCACAAAACAAGAAAGGUAUGAGUUCAUCUUUUCAGUCUAAGUUUCUUGCUUCCGCACUGUGUACUUGCUUUUUCAAAUGACAUUGAUUCCAUAGAACAUCAUGUUACACAAAUGCACAUAGGCCUAUUGUAUUUAAAAAACAAAACAAAAACAAUGUCGCAAUUUAACGGCUAUAUUCACUGCAUUUGUUUUUACUCUUUAUACAGUUAUAGCCAUCUGUUGUGUCUAUUCUGUUAUCUAUAUUUACAAUGGCCAUUCCUUUCACUAGUAUCUGUCAUUCUCACGAUAUCUCAAUCCAAAUGUGCCUAUUAUAUGGAAACAUAUCCAAAUUCAGUUACCCAGGUGUUGUUCUGCCAGCAGCAGCAGGUCUCAUGUUUAAGAUGUACACGCAGAAAAAUGUCGGAGCUUAUGAAACUGUUGCAAGAUUAGGACUAUUACUAUUACAGCCUCAGUGACUGAUAUGCACUGUCUCGACCAGUGUUGUGUGCUUUUUAUACUUACAGCUCUUCACUAAUAAUCAAAAUGAUGGUAAUGAACAAUGUCGCCGAGCCUUGUUCGAUAUUCAAAGUCAAGACUUGUUUACAGUUCAUCUGGAAAACGUAAACAUGAGAAAAAUGAGUUGAUUUUUUUGAUUUGUUGCGUUAUUCAGUUUCCUUGAAUGACACCGGAGAACUAACUACAACAGAGAUCUGUGUUGUUGUCUGAGAAAGUGAAGCUCUCACAUAUUUUAGUCAUCGUGGUUCUUUAUGUUCAUGUAAUUCAUGUUGCUUUAUGAUCUCUGUAAGCCAUCUAAUGUCCUCUGACUCCCACUGUUUUGGUGAUGUUUAAGAGUAGAGUUGGGUGAAGUAGCAAGAACUCAAUCUGGAGGCAGUGAAUUUCUCUCUCAUGGGCCCAGAUCCACAUUUCUUUUUUUUAUUUCUUGAUCUUUUUUAAUUUUUCAUCAGUGAUUAUUUUAUUCCCUCAGAAGACAAAGCAGCAUUUAAUCUCCUGCCAAAUGAGGCCAUUAAGUUUAGUGAUACAACACACACAAAUACCAGUAUACCUCUACAGAAAGCCAUUCAAGCCAAAAAGAAACCAUGAAUAUACACUGAAUACAUUUCUCUUUAAAUCUAUUUAAAUAUGUAUUAUGUUAAAUUAUAAAUAUAUGAUAUAUAUUUAUUAACUUUCCUUGGAAGUGAUCUCUCUAGAAUCUACUUUUCAAUGCACGCUUUAUUGUUUAUUUUAUUUAUUUGAACUCAAAAAUAAUGAUACGGUUUUCGUUACUCAGAACAUUGGCAGGCACAAUGUCAAGUUAAGUCAGUGCCAGCAUGCAGCUCUUAUACUAAUGUUGCAUUAUAAUCCUCGUUCUAGACACAGUUAUCCUCAAAAUCUGCUCUGUACCUUUAGCUAAUAAAUGAAUAAAUAUGGAAUGAGCACAGUGAUGACACUUAUGCAACUGUGAAACAUCAAAUUAUCAUGACACAUUUUCUGAGUCUAAAAGAAGUCUUUCCAACAAUAACAUGACUUAUUUUCUCUUGGUGGAAAUGGGAUUGAUUAUCCCUUCAUUUUGAAUUUUCCAUGAGGCUGAACUCUAAUUAUGUACAUAAGCCCCAUAUAAAGACUCUUCAGUGCCAAAUGUGUUUAGAUGAACUUGGCCUCUAUAGACAAUGUGCAUGUUUGUGCCAAAACGGCAGGAAGUCUCGUAGUCAGCCUUCAUUUCACCUGAUUAGUGCAUCUGCCAUGUGCUUUGUUUGUUUCCUUCGAUGUUAUUGAGAGAAAACAGCCACUUUGAGCAUGUUGUAUCUCUGGGUUCUUUCCAUUCUGUUCCUAUGAGACACAAACUGUAUUGGUUUUUCUUGCCACUAAUCCUGUUUUAUCCCAGGUUGUUUACAUACCUCUCUUGGUCUCUGACUUGCAUGCUGAAUAAUUUCCAAACCAGGUGUUGGACAUGAUAUUGUCGUCAUACUGUGGUUUGUGAAAUGCUUUGUAAUGGAUUGCCUUAACUGAAGAUUAAUAAAAUACUGAAAACUUUGGCAGAA
Molecule: messenger RNA, 5330 nt
Organism: Solea senegalensis (Senegalese sole)
Lineage: Eukaryota; Metazoa; Chordata; Actinopteri; Pleuronectiformes; Soleidae
Gene: cpne5a
Product: copine Va
Exons: 21
Coding region: 254-1975 (573 amino acids)
Biological process (GO): cellular response to calcium ion
Cellular component (GO): plasma membrane
Molecular function (GO): calcium-dependent phospholipid binding
Source: RefSeq, a predicted model, not a curated record